GGGAUAAUUUAAAAUCACCUUGUCGCGACGAGGCAUUAGAAAAACAGUUUUAUAAAUCUUAUUCUUAGACACUGUCUUUGUAUCUUUAAAUUAAAAUCUAACAAGUGCGUGUUUUUUGCAUUUUUCGUAAAGAAUCGACGAAAUGUUGGUAAGAUUAGCAGCUGUUGUUUCUGUAUCUGGUGGGCUGGGAUUUCUCCUCGGCGUGGAAACUAGCAACACCGAUGUCAAAUCUCGGUUGUGGAAUUUAAUUUGUCGUGGACCACACAAUUCUUCUGUUGAAUCAGAAAUCUACGACAAUGCUCAGAAGAGUUUUACACCAUCUUGGUAUCAGUUUCUCCCAGUUUCAGCCUCUGUUUUUGCGGCGUCAGUGCCAGUUGACAAAAGUCUUCAAGUUGCACCGUCGUCUGCUAUCGAGUCUCCUACUUAUCGUGUUGGAGAAAUUAUGCAAUAUGGUUAUCCAGGUAUGGAUACUGUACGAUUUCAUGGAGACUUCGUUGUUUCAUAUGAUCGCAGAAAUAGAGUGCCGCACUGGGUGUUUGAGCAUAUAAAAAAAGAGAAUUGUGCCUACGGCGAAGGAGUGGACAGAAACAAAUGUGGCGGAUUUAGAGAAGAUGAAACUAUCCAUCCUUAUUUUCGUUCAACAAACGCCGACUAUAAACAAAGUGGUUAUGACAGAGGUCAUCUUGCGGCAGCAUCCAAUCAUCGUCAGUCUUUGAAAGCAAUGAAUGAAACAUUUGUUCUUAGCAACAUUGCACCACAGGUGGGUGCUGGCUUUAACAGAGGCAUAUGGAACUCACUGGAGAAGUAUACAAGAGCUUUAGCUCGUAAAAACCGCUGUGUUUACAUCUGCACUGGUCCACUUUAUCUUCCAAGGAAAGACAUUGAUGGCAAGUUGUAUGUCAAGUACGAGGUCAUUGGUGCCAACCAUGUUGCUGUCCCAACCCACUUCUUCAAAGUUCUGGUAGUUGAGAAUGAAAAAGGAGAAUAUGAAAUGAAAUCAUUUGUGUUGCCGAAUGCCCCUAUGUCUGAAGAAAUUCCACUAAAAGCAUUUCAGACACCCAUAGAGACAAUAGAAAGGGCUGCGGGACUUCUGCUGUUUGAAAAGAUUCCCAGGAAAAGGUUUAGAAGAAUCAAUGGUGAUGUACCUAAGUGAAAUUAUUAGGAUUAAAAUAGAAAACCUCAUUUACUCAGGGCAGAAAUAAAACAGCCAGAAAUCAGUGCCUUAUGUUAGUGAAGAAAUAAAGUGGAUUCUUUUGUCAAAAUUUUUCUUUCAUUUGCUGUUGUUGCUGUGGGUGGACAUGAAGAUGGAGAGAGCAUUUACUUGUCAAAGCUAAUGUUUGCAUGAAGCUGUUGUUAAGAAAAAACUGUCGCAGGUAUUGUUGGUAACACUUUUCUUCCCUGCCUUCCUAAUGUUCUCAGGAUACAUUCAUCAAGUUGCACAUAACCUGCAUGUACACACCACAUCUUAUUUCUUUUUCAAUCGCAUGCUUUCGCUUUUUUCACUCUCUUCCUCCUCUAUCUUUUAUCUCUCAUUAACAAGCAGCACACAUCUACCGAUUUAUAGUCUCAUGUUUAUUGUCAAUAAAAUAUAUGUAAAAAAAUGUUCGUUCAUGAUUGAUAGCAUGAUCCUUAUGUACAGAUGUUCAAACAGUGAGGUUCUUAAAUUUGUCUUUUCUUCAGAAACCACACUAUGGUUAGUAACAAGAAUUCAAGACGAAUAUGCAUAAUAUCAUUUAUAUCACAAACAUUUUUUUCACAACCGCCAUAUUGGACACAGCCAGAUUCAGUGUUUAACAAUCUGUAAAGGUUUCCUUCCCCUUGAGGUGCUAGAACAUGAUCUGGACGCAGGUAUAUUUUCAUGACAUCGUGCAAAAGAUCAAUAUAUAUAUAUUAACCCUAUAGAUAAAAAGAUCAAGCUUUAUUAACUGCAAGCAGCAUAAAACAGAUCCUCCUGAGAAUGACUAUUCCAGAAAGUUUGUAGUUUGAACACAGACACCCAGCGGUAAUAACCAGAAAUUUACUGCUAUCACAAAACUUUGAAAACAAUUUUGAGAAGUUACAUCUUUUUACAUGUUUAACAAGCAGGAAAGCUGAUCUCCCAGGUUCAAAGGGCUAAACUGAAAAACAGGUUUGUCUUUUUUAAAAAUUCAAUGUUUAGUGAAAUGAAACUGAAACAGGAGUGGUGUUCCUGGAAUGAUUUUCAAUCUUGUGAAAAGGUGGCACACCAACAGUGCAUAGUUAUCUAUAAUGCUGCAGACUUCUAUCACCAACCCUGAGAUUAGGACUGGCAUGGAAUCCUUGAGCAGAAAUUCUCUUUCGCUUUUACAGCACAGAUGGUCAGCUGCAGACAAAACCUGAUCAGCCGCAGACAAAACUUGUCCCAUCUAAUGUUGCAAAGGCUGGAAUGAAUGCAUCACACAUCAUUUUCUUCAUAAAACAUAUAAGCUAAUCCACCUCUGUUUUACAUUCCCAUUCCUUAAAAAAAAAAAAA
Molecule: messenger RNA, 2491 nt
Organism: Pomacea canaliculata
Lineage: Eukaryota; Metazoa; Mollusca; Gastropoda; Architaenioglossa; Ampullariidae
Product: endonuclease G, mitochondrial-like
Exons: 3
Coding region: 143-1153 (336 amino acids)
Biological process (GO): apoptotic DNA fragmentation
Cellular component (GO): mitochondrial inner membrane; nucleus
Molecular function (GO): metal ion binding; nucleic acid binding; RNA endonuclease activity
Source: RefSeq, a predicted model, not a curated record